UCACGAGCUGGGAGUCGGACCACGUCAGCUAACGGUACACUUCCUGGAAUAGGGAGGAGCUGGUACUUAUUAUCGUGGAUAUAAACAUCAUCUCUGCACAUUGGUUUGUUUAAGCCUCAUUGUUGCCGACCAGGAUGAUUGACGUUCGGGCAUGGGCAGAGUAUGUGGUGGAAUGGGCUGCCAAAGACCCCUACGGUUUCCUCACCACUGUCAUCCUGGCUCUCACACCUCUCUUCAUUGCCAGUGCACUGCUGUCCUGGAAACUGGCCAAAAUGAUUGAGGCACGUGACCGGGAACAGAAGAAAAAGCAGAAACGUCAGGAAAACAUAGCCAAGGCCAAGAGGACCAAGAAAGACUAAGCCUGUGGGUAGAAUGAGGGCAUACCAAAAAAAAGAGGAGGAGCAACCACCACGCUCACAGUCCUCCUUAUUCCAAUAAUGACAUGGUGCCCUUCGUUGUCCCAGCCCUGCUGUCAGCACUGGGCCACUACGCCUCAUAUCCAGGGUAGGAGUCUGGCCCCGCGGGCCUAACAGUGCUGAGACGAACAAUACUGCCUGAAGGAGGCUCAUCCCAGUGGGACUUUGGUCAGCUAGAGCACAGUGGUCCUCUGUAUGAUGUUAUUGUACAGGAAUCCACUGAUAAUAUUGUGUAGCUGUUGAAACACCUUGCAUUCCAUUGUUAGCGUCCGUGUUCUGCUGAAUUGACGAUUUAAUGAGCAUACUGGAACUUUUCCCCAAAAUAUCCCAAAUACUUAACUUUUUAAUCAAUAAAGUUUUCAUGGUUGAUAAGAAAAUCUAAUUUCCUCUUUGUGCAUUUAAUAUUGGACUCUGGAGUGCUUUUACUUUUAAAGUAUUCAUCCCCUAAUGUUUAAUUGUACCAGAGUGCAUUUAACUGGGCUUUCAUGUGCUGGUGGUCAAAAAAAGACAAACAAAACAAUUCUCUACAAAUGUGGAGCAGCCAGUUGUCUUUAGAAGCAGCAUAAGUUACAAGAACUUACCAGUGAUAAGUGAAUUUAGGUUGAAUACCCACUGCUGGUUAUUAAGUUAUGUAACAGCUGUAAAAGGUGCCUUUAUUAAAUAUAGACUUGAAAGGAGAGAACCAGGAUUGUUUUGGGCAGGUUUUGUUAUUCAGAAUAUUUAGUAUUUUUUUCUAUACUGUAUGCUCUAAAUUUAGAUAUAUUUGCAAAGAUAUGUGUUCAAUUUGGUAGUCGUCUUUGUUUUAUUAAAAACAAAUUACACUCA
Molecule: messenger RNA, 1241 nt
Organism: Anarrhichthys ocellatus (wolf-eel)
Lineage: Eukaryota; Metazoa; Chordata; Actinopteri; Perciformes; Anarhichadidae
Gene: smim15
Product: small integral membrane protein 15
Exons: 2
Coding region: 135-359 (74 amino acids)
Source: RefSeq, a predicted model, not a curated record